UCAGUAGUAGGGAAAGAUCUAGAAAGUCUCAGCACUCGUUCUCCUUCAUCCAAGAUCCGCAACCUUUUUCAGGCGUGACGUCUGGCGUAUGACUGCUGCGUCAGUCAGACCCUGAAGGUACGUGUCUGCUGCUAGUUCGCACACGGCGCAUCGCAUCAUCCAUCACCUCUCUUUUUUUCCGAACUCUCCGUUCAUCAUGUCCUUUCCGCCACCUCCAGGUCUUAAACAAGCCCCGUCGUCCCUCCCACCCCGGCCACCGGCGACAGCAAGCACCGCUUCGCCUUCAAACUUCCAACCUGCAUAUUCGGCCGCGCCGUCGGGUGCAAGCAAUGGCUUUGGUGGACACGGGUCUCGGGCGGGCUACAGCGCCAUCACAGCAUUCCAGCCUCGCUCUGUAGCUUCUAGUCAACCUUACCGUACCAGCAGCCCCGCUGUGUCCGCUCCCCCAACAACAUCCACCAGUGGAUAUUCGACACCGACCACGGGAAGCUACGGUGGUUACUAUUCGCAAGCGCAAUCAUCAUAUCAAAGCGGCCCUUCGUAUUACGGAGCCUCCCAGUACAAUGACAACACAUACGGUCCAUCCGUGCCUCACAUCCAGAAUCCUUUUACGCCUGCAGCGGACCAGUCGAGCGCUUAUGGGCGCGGGAGAAAUUUCGGACGCAAUGACUCGGGAUUGGAUCCUGAAACGGAGGCCCAGAUUGCGCAGUGGCAGAGUGCUUAUGCGAACAAGGAGGAGGUUCCAGCCACCGGGAAGGCCCCUGGACGGCCAACUUUGAAUCAGGGUAUGUCUGGUGCCGGUUCUGGUGUAAAUACUCCGUCCGGUGCCAAUACAACGGCUAGCACGCCGGCACCCACCGUGGGAAACCCGGAACCUGCAUCCAAGACCGUCGCGCGUGCUGGAGGCGGUCAGAACUGGACCGAUUCGACACUGCUAGAGUGGGAUCCCGCACACUUUCGCUUGUUUGUAGGCAACCUUGCUGGUGAGGUGACGGAUGAUUCGUUAUUAAAGGCAUUCGCCAAGUAUACAUCGGUCCAAAAAGCUCGGGUGAUCCGCGACAAGCGUACACAGAAGAGCAAAGGCUACGGGUUCGUUAGUUUCAGCGAUGGCGACGAUUAUUUUAAAGCCGCCAGGGAGAUGCAGGGCAAGUACAUCGGAUCGCAUCCGGUUCUCCUCCGACGGGCCACCACAGAGGUCCGGCCAGUAUCCAACACGAAGAAUGGCAAGAAACACGGAAGUGGAGGGGGAUCGGGCGGUGGCGCCGGCAGUGGCAAGGUCAAGCAUGAUGGAGUCAAAAAGCACGGCAAGACCAAGGGCGGACUCAGGAUUAUUGGAUGAGCGAACAGUGUAUAUCCUUCAAAACGGUUCUGACUAUAUCCGUUCAUGCAUGUCAUCAUAAUGAAGAAUACUUUAUGUAAUUUCCAGG
This is a messenger RNA of Aspergillus sclerotioniger CBS 115572, 1427 nucleotides long. Its product is annotated as RNP domain protein. The transcript has a single exon. The record is from RefSeq and is a predicted model, not a curated record. NCBI's taxonomy places the organism in Eukaryota, Fungi, Ascomycota, Eurotiomycetes, Eurotiales, Aspergillaceae. The coding region runs from base 197 to 1339 and encodes 380 amino acids. Gene Ontology annotation, molecular function: mRNA binding.